ACCACCACUUCACUACGACGUCGUUUUAGUUGCCCAUCUCUUUACCAUUAAUGGAGUUUUACAUGAUUUUGAAUAAUUUUGUCAGCUAAGCGUUGACAGUUGAGAAGCAGAUUCAGUAGUUCAUCUGCUCACCAACACUGAUUAAUUCCUAAUAAAUACCCUUCUUUCUUCAAAUACCCAAUUGGGUUUUUUUGAUUAUUUUUUUUUUUAUACUUUUCAAAGUUUUAAGCUUUUUGGAGUCCGUCAAUGGCUGGAGUUUUAUCAGUUAUAAGACGUAUUUACCUCACACUUUACAAUUGGGUUGUCUUUUUUGGAUGGUUUCAAGUUUUUUAUCUUGCUGUGAAAACUCUGAAAGAAUAUGGGCAUGAACAUGUCUAUGAUGCUGUAGAGAAGCCUUUGCUUUUAGCUCAAACCGCGGCCAUUUUAGAGAUACUUCAUGGUUUAGUGGGUUUGGUAAGAUCGCCAGUAUCAGCAACUCUUCCACAAAUAAGUUCAAGAUUAUAUGUAACCUGGGGUAUUCUAUGGAGUUUCCCUGAGCUUCGGUCUCAUAUUCUUGUUAGUUCUCUAGUGAUUAGCUGGUCUAUAACGGAGAUCAUUCGAUAUUCAUUUUUUGGGACAAAAGAGGCAUUUGGCUCUGCACCUUCGUGGCUCUUGUGGCUAAGGUAUAGUACCUUCUUGUUGCUGUAUCCUAGUGGCAUCACAAGUGAAGUUGGUUUGAUAUAUAGCGCUCUGCCUUACAUCAAGGGAUCGGAUAUGUAUUCUCUUAGGAUGCCAAACAAAUGGAACUUCUCUUUCGAUUACUACUAUGCAGGACUUGUUGCCCUCGGUAUCUAUGUCCCAGGUAGUCCUCACAUGUACCGUUACAUGCUCGGGCAGAGAAAGAAAGCUCUCUCCAAAUCGAAAAAGGAGUAGACUCAAUCGAAAUGUAGCUGUUGGAGAUUGCAAUUUUAAUCUUAAUCUAUGUAUUUUCAACUGUUCAAUUUGUUCUUACUAAUUUAGACAAUGGAACAAUUUGCAUUUCUCUGAUGGAAAUCAAGUGGUUGAAUGAAAAUUUACUUGCAGUUUGCUGA
Molecule: messenger RNA, 1070 nt
Organism: Solanum pennellii
Lineage: Eukaryota; Viridiplantae; Streptophyta; Magnoliopsida; Solanales; Solanaceae
Product: very-long-chain (3R)-3-hydroxyacyl-CoA dehydratase PASTICCINO 2
Exons: 9
Coding region: 247-912 (221 amino acids)
Biological process (GO): sphingolipid biosynthetic process; very long-chain fatty acid biosynthetic process; fatty acid elongation
Cellular component (GO): endoplasmic reticulum membrane
Molecular function (GO): 3-hydroxyacyl-CoA dehydratase activity
Source: RefSeq, a predicted model, not a curated record